This is a messenger RNA of Bufo bufo (common toad), 1480 nucleotides long. RefSeq names its product tumor protein p53 inducible protein 3 (gene TP53I3). NCBI's taxonomy places the organism in Eukaryota, Metazoa, Chordata, Amphibia, Anura, Bufonidae. The record is from RefSeq and is a predicted model, not a curated record. Bases 32 to 1087 code for a protein of 351 amino acids. The transcript has 6 exons. Gene Ontology annotation, molecular function: quinone reductase (NADPH) activity; quinone binding; NADPH binding.
UCCCCCUGUACCGCAGAGUGGAACAUUCUACAUGUUAAUGACCCUGGUUGGACUCGUCAAGGGACAGACUGGCAGCAUGGAGGGGAAAAUGUUGGCAGCAUUCUUUGAUACCCCUGGAGGGCCAGAAAAUCUAUACAUUAAAGAAGUCCCCCGACCUGUCCCAAAAGAAGGAGAGGUCCUGGUAGAGGUCCAUGCAAGUGCCCUGAACCGAGCAGAUUUAUUACAGAGAAGAGGAAAGUACCCGCCACCUCCUGGUGCCAGUCAGAUUCUGGGUCUGGAAGCUGCAGGGACAGUGGCAGCACUUGGUCCAGGCGUCGAUGGACAUUGGAAGAUUGGAGAUCGUGUGAUGGCACUUCUCGCUGGAGGGGGUAAUGCUCAGUACAUAGCAGUGCCCACUUACCAGCUCAUACCAAUCCCCCAAGGCAUGAGUUACACUGAUGCCGCUGCCAUUCCUGAAGCCUGGCUCACUGCCUUCCAGCUCCUGCACCUUGUAGGUAAAGUUCAGAAGGGGGAGACAGUACUGAUACACGCCGGAGCUAGUGGUGUUGGCACGGCCGCCAUCCAGCUAUGCCGCUUGGCUGGAGCAGUGCCCAUAGUAACAGCGGGUUCAGCUGACAAAAUUGAAAUUGCCAAGAAGCUUGGAGCUGCAGCCGGUUUCAACUACAAAGUUGAGGAUUUUGGGAAAAAAUUUCUUGAGGCCACAAACAAUGUUGGUGCAGAUAUAAUUUUGGACUGUGUGGGUGCCACGCACUGGGAGAAGAACUUGGAAUGUCUUAACACUGAUGGCCGCUGGGUGGUCUAUGGGCUGAUGGGCUCUGGUGAGAUUAAUGGAGACUUGCUGUCAAAGUUGCUAUGGAAGAGAGGAAACCUUAUUGGCAGUCUAUUGAGAUCCCGCUCUGGUAAGUAUAAAGCAGAGCUGGUGAAGGCGUUUACAGAGCAGGCUCUGCCUUACUUUGCCCCUGGGUGUCCCAUCCACCUACGGCCGAUAGUGGACAGUGUGUACCCCCUGCAGAAGAUCGCUGAUGCCCACCAGCGCAUGGAAGAAAACAAGAACACAGGCAAAAUUGUCCUUCAAAUCCCAGUGUAACACUGGAAGAGCAAGAGAUGCCUCUGAAGUCAUGGGUCAGUUAUGUUCCUCUACACUCAUAUGCAUGGUAGAUCAUGUUAUCCUUUUUGGCUAUUUGAUGACCUGUAAGUGACAUGAACAUCAGUCAGAGGAGCUCGCUAGUCACCUCCAAUGUAGCCCAAAUAGGACCUGUCGCCUCUCCUGUAUUCUUCUAUGAAAUAAUUAUUCUGGAGCAUCUUUUCUUAGAACAAUGCAUUGUGCCACUGUUAUUCCUCCUGGAAAUGUAAGGAUGAAUUGACAACUGGGUGCUAUUGUUAUCCUUGUCAGUGAGGUGUGUCCCUACACCAUGACAUUGUCAUUAAUCAUUACUGACAGUGUCAUGCUGUAGUAACAUAGUAACAUAGUACAUAAGGC